UUUAUACAGCCGUCUCUCAACUACUGAGUUUGAGUUUAUUGCCCACAUGCUCUAAUCUAAAUCUUUACACGUGGCUUGAAAUGCCCGAACGUGUCAUUAUGCUAUUGACGCGGCUUCUCUGCCUUGCACUCAGUAGACACAGUAAAGCACCAGCGGAAACAAGCAGUGGCGAGCCGUAGCAGUUCCAAGAUCACUUUUUAAACUCUUAAAAUAUGGAGUGUUAUGUAGUAAGUACAGCAGGGAAGACGGUCUUCACAAACCAAAUGAUAAGUGGCAGGAUCAAGAUGAAAAAUGUUCUUAGAAAUCAGGGUAAUAUGGCUGGUUGGAGUUCUGUAGUGGAUCACCAACGAUUGACAAAAUCUAAUCGAGUUUUAUUUUCGAAAAAUGCUAAGCACCAUGUAUCUUGGAGAUUAUGUUGCAAGCCAGUUAGUGUGGAGGAGGGUUCAUCAUCAACAGUAACAGAGACUUUUGCAAAGGAUGAGGAGUCUAUGUCUGAGGAUUCACCUGAGGAAGCCCCACGACCUUUAAGUAGUGAUGAGCUGAAGGCAUUGCUGGCCGAUUCUGAGAGAUCAAAGCUUAUCAAGAAACUGAGUGAAGCAAAUCAACAGAAUCGGUUCUUGAAGCGUCAGUUACAAACAACGGAGAACUCAUUGAUUAGUUUCAAAAGUGAACUUGCCACUAUGGAUCUUGAGAUUCAGGCUCUGGUUAAUUUGGCAGAAGAAAUUGCUAAUUACAAUAUUCCUGAUGGUUCAAGAAAGAUUAACGGGAAAUAUAUUCAGUCUCACCUUCUUUCGCGAUUACAAGUUGUUCAAGAAAAAAUGAAGGAACAGAUAAAGGACGUGGAGGCCGCACAACCCAAGGAGGUUCCUUUAUUCUGGUCUGGAGUAGCAGAGUCUCGUAAAUGUGUCAGAGUGUGCAAAUCAUGGGCUCCUUUGAUGGCUGGAGUGAAGGAGAGCACCUAUCUCCAGAGUAUACUGGUUCUUACACAAUGUUUACAGCAACAUUAAUGCUUAGACCUGGAAGGUAUGAAAUCAAGUUCCUAGUAGAUGGAGAAUGGCAACUAUCACCAGAAUUUCCGACUGUUGGGGAGGGGCUGACGCAGAACAAUAUAUUGAUAGUGGAAUAGCUUCAAUUUGCUACUACUCCAAUCAGAUGUUUCUCAGUAUGGAAUUAUGCAGAUAAGUAGUCCACAGAUCUUUCUUGCUUUACUGCUGGUGUGUCUGUAUAUAUAGAAUAAAAGAUUCAGAUAGGAUAUAUCAUAUAUUUGCAAAACCGGUUAGUUUUGUCUUAGAUAAUUAAUAGUAGAGAACUGUUUUUACCUAUUUCGGCAAAGUGUCCAGGACUUCAUCAAUUGAGUUUGAGUUCUUGAAAUUCAAUUUGAGAUAAUCUUAUUGUGUUGUUCAGAGAUUGUGAUAUUAUGAUCGCAAUAUGUUUGAUUCUGC
Molecule: messenger RNA, 1442 nt
Organism: Olea europaea var. sylvestris
Lineage: Eukaryota; Viridiplantae; Streptophyta; Magnoliopsida; Lamiales; Oleaceae
Product: protein PTST, chloroplastic
Exons: 9
Coding region: 213-1007 (264 amino acids)
Source: RefSeq, a predicted model, not a curated record